Molecule: messenger RNA, 672 nt
Organism: Penicillium atrosanguineum
Lineage: Eukaryota; Fungi; Ascomycota; Eurotiomycetes; Eurotiales; Aspergillaceae
Product: Rad52/22 double-strand break repair protein
Exons: 2
Coding region: 1-672 (223 amino acids)
Source: RefSeq, a predicted model, not a curated record
AUGCCAGAACGACGGUAUUCCUCUGGCCACCAAGAUGAACGAAAGACUUCUUCAUCCCCAUCGCGAACACAAAGCACGCCUCGCACUCAAAUUAGGGAGCCGAGAAACUCCGUCUUCGAGUACAGUCUUCAUUACACUGGUCCAGUCCCAAUAGAGCGUACCGUUGCCUUGUUGGCCCGCGAAGCAGAAGAUAGAAAGCGGGGCCGCUCAAGCCAUGGACACGAUAGAUACCGGGAAAGCCAAGCUCAGAGCCAUCCGCCUCGGAGCGUUGAAGAUCGCAGCUACUCAAACCAACUCGUUCGAUCUAAGGAUCAAUCACACCGGGCAAUUCGGAGCCAGAGCGAUAACCGACAUAGCAAUGGCCGUGAGGGCUACCACGAGGGCAAUCGACACCAUGGCCAAGUAUGUCUGAGUAGCCAAGGCCACAGAAAUGGCUUCGAUCCCAGUACAAAGCACGAACAUGGGGCCGGCUGGAUCACGACAUCGGACACCCUCUGCGACGAGAUUUCCAAUUAUGGAGAAGCUGAACUUCCCAGCGUUCCUGGACAUUCUCUUCCUAGAAUUGAAAGACGUGGACCAGACUUCUACAUUGUCAGAGAGGCUCGUGGAUGCCGUCAUCCUCGGACUCAAAUUCUGAAUGGUGGUCCUCGUACCUCUUGUCAAAUUCUUUAA